This is a messenger RNA of Penicillium cosmopolitanum, 2619 nucleotides long. RefSeq names its product protein slx4 (gene slx4). Gene Ontology annotation, biological process: DNA repair; DNA replication. The coding region runs from base 1 to 2619 and encodes 872 amino acids. The record is from RefSeq and is a predicted model, not a curated record. Lineage: Eukaryota; Fungi; Ascomycota; Eurotiomycetes; Eurotiales; Aspergillaceae. Gene Ontology annotation, molecular function: 5'-flap endonuclease activity. The transcript has a single exon. Gene Ontology annotation, cellular component: nucleus; Slx1-Slx4 complex.
AUGGCGAGCUCUGCCGAAGUGAUCGUGCUGUCCUCCUCGCCUAACCCUUUCUCACGAACUCCGACAAGGCCACUACGAAAUUCCGAGAAGCUCCUUGAUGGCUCGCCACGAGGAGCGUCCCCACCAUCUCUUCCGUCACCUCCAGAGCUGUUCAACCCUCCGUCACGCUCUCGAUCCUUCCCCACCCCAAAGACGACAGAUAUUGCGACCAAGAAGAAGCCACGGGCGACGAAAAAGCCUGCCGCUUCAGCUUCCCUCGACCAAAAUGACCCAGCCAAGUCGAAAUCAAUGGUAGCGAGCAUAGCAUCGAAGACAGACUCCACCAGAAAUGCCAAUCCUAAGAUCCAAGAUACCGCAGACAACGGGGCAAAGAAGGGCAAAGGGCCACAGAAGAGUCAUACCAAAACAAGCACCAAGAAAAAAGAGACAGGCAACAUGACGUUAACUGGGAAGGUUACCAAAGGAGGAAGCAGUGAUCAACCAAAGGAACCGAGCAAACGAAAGAAGAAGACGACUGCGCCGAGCGAGAGGCCCGAUGAGCCUAUCGAUACAAGUACUCUUCAAGGCUCCGAAGUCGACAUGAAAGAUAGGGAGCUACAUCUAGACGAAGCUUUGAGGAGGAGAAUGGAUUGGACACCACCGAGAGAUACUUCCCCCAAGAUAGGGCCGACGAUGGAAGGCGAAGGAGAUACGGAGAAGACUCCGGCACCAGCCAUCACUGGUGGAUUUGACAAGUUGCUGUCCAAUUAUAAUUACUCUGGAACAGCUUCAGCUGUCCACGAAAUGCCCCCAAAUGCGGGUGAUGGAGGUCCCACCAAGAGACGACGUAUCGAGCUGGUGGAUCCUUUGCUUCAGCCAUACCAAGUAUAUCAAGCUGAUUCAAAUGGAGAAAGCUCGACCCAGGGUACAGAUUCAUCAACAUCUGGUCCUAAGUCGAAAAAGAAACCAAAAGGCCCGAAACGAUUAACGACAUUGACCGCACGAAUGACGGCGCAAUAUACUUCGAAAAAUGCAAAUGACGAUGGCUCCGCUAGUAAUGAACUUCAGGCCACCAGAAAGACCGUUUCUAAACGACGAGGCAAAGGAAAAUCGACGGAGGACGAGAUUGUUUUUACUGUUCUUUCACCCGAAGCAGCUUUCAGGUCUUUGGAGAAUCAAGAUCUCGUCUUUGGCACUUGUAGUCAACUCGAACGAGAGGAUUCACCACAUACACUGGACGAAUUGCAGCAAGCUAUACGUGCAUCCGAGAAGCUUGCUUUUGACGGAAGCCAGCAGACUGCAACAGCCAAGGCCGUUUCGAAGGGCCAUGUGUCCUACCUGCCCGGUACAAGAAACCUUUGGCAGUCUGCUGCGCGGAGUACUGAAGGGUCCCUGGUCCAGGCUCAAAGGAUGGACGGCGUCAAGCUGGCAGGCUCAGCAGUAGCAUCCAAGGAACCAAAUUCCCAAACUAAGAGAUCAUUGAACUGGGAAGAUGAUGAUGGCUGGUUUGAGCUUGACUAUGGCAAGUCCAAACCUUCCCCAAAGCAGAAGACGCCAAUGAGGGUCAAUAGGCCAAAGUUUACAGCCGUGCCUGUGUCCUUGGAGCCCCAGGAACCGCCGGUAGAGGCUGAUGAAGCUAUUGCGAAGACGAAUCCUAACGAAGAGGCAGUCUCUCAACAGCCACAGAUGCCUCACUAUAGCGGAUUCACAGAGGCUGAGCUCACCAAACAGGUUGCGGCCUUUGGCUUCAAAUCAGUAAGGGGCCGCAAGAAGAUGAUAGAGCUAUUACAGAAGUGCUGGGAGUCGAAACAUGGCAAUGGUAGUAAGACUACCCUUGUGCAGUCACAGGCCCAGCCUUCGUCACAAACCGACAAUGUUAUGAGGCUGUCCAAUUCUACCCAGCCGCGUAGCCAAGAUCUUACCCCACAACUGGAGACACUGAAAACAGCUACUCGGCCCAAAGGUCAGACCAAGAAGAAGACAGCAUCAGCACCAAGCGCAUCUUCACGCUCAGGACAAACGGACACGCGAACAGAAACCUUGGUUUCUGUCAACCCCAAGAAAGUUUCGAAACAUACAGACAGAUUCUCUCAAGCCUUGACAUCGUCAUUCAUAGACGUCGAAGAGAUUCAAGACUCCGAGGACGAGACCGCUCCAUCGCCUAGUCAAGUCCAAAAGCGUUACCAGGAGAUUUCGUCCACCACUUCUGAUCUUGCUCCCGAACCAUCUCUGGAAAUUCGAACCAAGGAAUUGACUACAAGUCCCACAAAACGCAAAGCGGUUGCCUCCAAAUCUAAAGUCAAAGCCAAGUCCUCUUCAUCUGCACCCUCCAAGUCCGACAACCCGGCUUUUUCGAAGCGCAGCAGUUUACCCGAUCUCGCUUUCCAGAUCACUAAGGCCGUACGCUCCCAACAUCUGCUCUCGCCCCUCUCAUCUUCAACUGGAAGCCGAAGCCGCCCAACGUGGCACGAGAAGAUCCUCAUGUACGACCCAGUUAUUCUGGAAGAUUUCACAACAUGGCUGAACGUCGAAGGGCUUGGGCUUGUUGGGGAGGACAGGGAAGUCCAUGCUGCAGCGGCUAGGGAAUGGUGUGAAAACAAGGGGAUCUGCUGUUGCUGGAAGAAUAAUGCUAGUUGGUGA